UUAAGGAGCCCUCCGAAAGUAGGAGACCUCGAACUCCGAAGUGAGGACGCGAGAAAGACCGCCAGUGUGCGCCCCUUUUUGGUCCGUUGGUGACGCUUUUUCCGGCGAAUUCCCUUCAGGAUUAAUAUCAUCGGUUUGAUUCGAACUUCGUUUCUGAUUUUGCUUCAUCAGCAUUCCGUCUAGCAUGAGGGCUUCCAUUAAUAGACCUCCGACGCCCGACGCUGACGAGGAUCGUGAGCAGAAACCGACUCUUCAGGAAGUCAUUCAUAUCAAGUUGAUUGAGAGUGGAGAAAAAGAAAGAUUGAAGGAGCUUUUGAGGGAGAGGCUGAUUGAGUGUGGAUGGAGGGAUGAAAUGCACGCCUUGUGCAGGGCUUUUGCGAGGAAAAAGGGAAGGCAGAAUGUGACUGUAGACGAACUUGUUCAUGUGAUCACUCCGAAGGGCAGAUCCUCUGUGCCAGAUGCUAUAAAGGCAGAGCUGUUGCAGCGUAUUAGAACCUUCCUAAUGAACGUUCAUGUUGAUUAAAAGCCACGGGUUGGAUUUACAGUAAUCUGCACUAGUCGAAUGCGAUUUGUAUGACAAUACCACCAGAUUCCUUCCUCACAUGCAUAUGCUUAGGAAAAGAGAUGAAUUUGUUUGGCAUGGAUGCUACGUACAAGGGGAAGCCGUUUCAUUGCUUUUGUAGGGAAGACCUGUUGUGAACGUUUCUUUAUGUGAUUCUGAUAUGAAAAAUUCCCUACUUUAGAGCUC
Messenger RNA from Nymphaea colorata (pocket water lily), 748 nucleotides. RefSeq names its product transcription and mRNA export factor ENY2. Gene Ontology annotation, molecular function: chromatin binding; transcription coactivator activity. NCBI's taxonomy places the organism in Eukaryota, Viridiplantae, Streptophyta, Magnoliopsida, Nymphaeales, Nymphaeaceae. The coding region runs from base 185 to 523 and encodes 112 amino acids. The record is from RefSeq and is a predicted model, not a curated record. The transcript has 6 exons. Gene Ontology annotation, cellular component: SAGA complex; DUBm complex; nuclear pore. Gene Ontology annotation, biological process: poly(A)+ mRNA export from nucleus; regulation of transcription by RNA polymerase II; positive regulation of DNA-templated transcription.